Hylaeus anthracinus is the source of this 2245-nucleotide messenger RNA. RefSeq lists its product as uncharacterized. The transcript has 2 exons. Gene Ontology annotation, biological process: intracellular signal transduction. Bases 692 to 1726 code for a protein of 344 amino acids. The record is from RefSeq and is a predicted model, not a curated record. Lineage: Eukaryota; Metazoa; Arthropoda; Insecta; Hymenoptera; Colletidae.
GAAAGUUUAAACUCAAUUCGAUCGUGUUGUAUUCCCUGUCAUUCUGUAAUUAAAUAUUUUCCUGCAAGGGUCUCGUCACGAAAGUUGCAUAAUGGUGGCUGUGAAAAUACUUCAAUAUUAUUUCAACCUUUUUCGUCGACAAAUAGCAGGUGAAAUUACGAUUCGUAUUUAAUUUCCGAUAAUUAUAGACAGUUUAGCAUCGCGUUGAAUUUCUACUAAUAACUUCAGUCAGAACUAUCGAGUGAUGACGGGUGACCUCAAACCACAUUAAAAUCCUUCCAUUAAGAGUACACCCGGGCUGAAAGUGUGUCUGCGAAGGCAGCAAUCGCAGCAACAAGAAAUAUCGUGUAAUUUACUGCCUUUGAGCUGUUAUAAACUCGCUGGACGCUGGGAAAUCGGUAAUCGUCGAGACUCGACGUUCCCGCUUAAUUAGGUAUGUUUAUACACCGUUCGGACGGGAAUGUAAUAUUUACCGCGGCAUAGUAAGGCGGACUCGUCGUGCGCUUUGCUAAGGGAACGAGCAGAGGAAGCCCUCGAAAUACUUAUUUAACACCUAAUCGAAUUAACCAUUGGCGUCGUCUCCCCGGUGGUGCCUGAUGUCCAGCCGACCAUUCGUGGACGAACGACAGCGGUACGCUCGUCCCAACGCGAAAUUAGUGCAUGUCGAACGUUUCUCUUCGAUCCAGAAAAGAUGGAAGUGUUGAUAGACGGCUACUUCGACAAGCUGUUCGCUGAAAUGGAGCGCAGUUGCCUGGCCUCGCGUUACAAACGUCGAGAGUUGGUAGGCUACUUCUCCGACGUGAUAAAUAGCUGCGCGGAAGCGGAGAACCUAGACAAGCAGGACGUCUGCGAGAGGAUAGUGAUGUCCGCCCUGCGCUACCACAACAUAGCCAUGAUGGAGAACGGCUACGUCUGCCUGCUAGGCAAGUUCCACAACGUUCUCUACGUGGCAGCGAAGCUCUGCUACGACUGGAACCUCGAGAACAACGAAAUCGUCUCGCGACUGCUCAACGACAUCUUCUACUGCGAGAAGACCUUUGAGCGUAUAUUAGUGGGCGCUAUCUUCGGUACACGGGUGACCCACUUCCUGUCAGGUUGGAAGAGCGACUUUGAGGACCGCGAGGAGAACAUCAACGCGCUGAUAUACUUUCUGCACCACGCCACCAUUGGACGGCUCGAGUACAGGUGCCAGCUAUUGCCCAUGAAGAGACGCUUGAUUGAUAUACCCAUGGAGUCCUACGGACAGGCGUUGCCAUUAAGGGUGGCCAUUCAAAACGGCUCGCCAGAUAUUCUUCUCGUCAUGCUGCGUUACGGAGCUUCCGUAGAGCCUGACAAUUUGGCUCCGUCUCCCUUGGAAAUGCUGUUGACGAGACUGAGCGAGUACGACCCUCAGCCUGGACAACAGCAGGCAGUUUAUCCUGAACCCUUGCUUCAAUGUCUGAGGAUAGUGCUGAGAACCGUGACCACAGCUUUUGUGAAAACGCCCAGUUACAUAGCUGACAAAAGCGGCGUCUACAGUGUCUCUCUUUAUGAACAGUAUCCUACUCUGGUGGAGCAGAAGCUGGUGCCACCCGAGAGGAGCGGUCUGAAUCCACCUGAAUUGAGACACUUGUGUCGUUGUCGUAUUAGAGAGACUCUGUUUGAGAACUGGGCCCUGCCGCAUGGAAUACAGAGUCUACAGAUCCCAGCGUCGCUUAGGGACUACUUGGACUUGCUCACCGACUGAUAUAUGUACUUUCGCCGUUGUGGGUCGAAACUUGGACUUGUUAGGUGAGAUAGAGAGACUCUAAGUUUAGGGAUACGCCAGAGUUUACUUAAAAUCCUCUUGAGACUGAUUAGUAUUUGAUCUAACCGCUGCUACAAGAUGUGUUUCAUUUGGAAUGCAAAGGAAGGACAUUCUUCAAAGUUCACUGAGGAUACUUCAUUUAGUGAGCUGAAUAUAAUUUCUUUUAGAUAUAUGAGCUGCUCAUUGCACAAAUCCAUUAACUCCAUACAACAAAAAGUUGAGAAAUGUGAUCAAAAUAGCCUCUGAAAUAAAUUAUUUAUUAUUCAAUGGCCAAAAUAAUUUUGUCGUUUAAUGGUGUUUUAAUGGUUUAAGUGCUUUGACACUUAAAUUUAAGAUUUUUAAAAAAGCGGAGUUAAUCGAUUUGUACAGUCAACGGCACAUAUGUACAAUAAAAUGGUCGUGCAAUAGAGGGCUAAUAUGGUUGCGUGACGAGUUAGAUGUGUGGAAAAUCGAUAACUU